AUGUCUUCACUACCACUCUUCAACGUCGCAGGCGCGUCAUCAUCAGAGGUUGAGAAGCUCUUGGCCGGCAUCCGCUCGACGAGCUAUAUCGCAGAAGUGACAUCGAACGAGGUGCCGCCCGGGGAGAGCGGGUUGUGGGAUGCAGUUGUGCCUGUGAACCUGCCAGACGACUGCAGCCAAUCCUCAUCGAUUGAUGAGCAAGUCAAAGCACUCGUAGCGUACACAACAUCGGCAAAGCUACCAGACAGUCGGAGCUGGUCAGCAAGCUUUCUCAUCAUCGACUCGCGGACGAGCAGGGAUGGCAGCCUACUUGCUGUCGAGGUGGGAGAGAAAAAGGAGAUUGACAGGAUGAGGGUGGCACCAAAGAGCGUCGUCGAGGUCGCAUCCAAUCUCGCAGUACAGAACAUGCCCCUCGCCGAGUACAAGGCGAUGUGCAAGAAUGCAGAAAUCUUCGACGAUGGCCGCUAA
Messenger RNA from Jaminaea rosea, 468 nucleotides. RefSeq lists its product as hypothetical. The transcript is spliced from 3 exons. Lineage: Eukaryota; Fungi; Basidiomycota; Exobasidiomycetes; Microstromatales. The record is from RefSeq and is a predicted model, not a curated record. Bases 1 to 468 code for a protein of 155 amino acids.